AUGGGCGACUUUAGUAAGCUCCCACCAGAGAUUAUCUUCCAGAUCCUAGACGAGCUCUUGGGAAGCUCUCCCAGAUUGAGGCACGAGAACUUUCAUUCCAUUAUGCAGCUGAUGAGAAGCAGCGAGUCACUAGAACGAUACAUUAAACUCGGAUGGAUGAGUAGCGAUGUACCGAACGGUUUUAAGCAGAAGGUCGAUGGAGUCCAGUGGUACCCAGACUACGAUACUGCGAAUGCAGCUCUAACCCUCCUGGGCCUUGAUUUCGGCUACGUCAUUCCCAUCGAAGGUUGCCCUCGGCUAGGCCACGAUCUCAUCACCAGUAUCAUUUUUGCCGACUGCACCGAUUGUUCUGAGUGGUUCUCCGAGAUGCUGCCUCCUAUUCAUAUGAGCUGUUUCAACCAGGGUGGUUGGUCGUUCCUUUCUCUAGCACUACACGCUAAAGCUGAGAAACUACUUCAUCGUUUCUUCCUCUCGGGCUUCCCUCGCAAACUGUGUAGUUUUAUCAUCGACAGUGCUCAUGCUUUGGGGGCAGGGCCAUCAGUCAUUGGGAUUUCUGCCUCAUCCAUGGAUCAUCAGUCUUUCACCAAGCUCUUUAAACAAUUGGAGGAAGGCUUGAAUGGGCGUGGCUUCAACGAGACUCUUAAAUAUGCACUCACGCACCAGGAACUAGCGGCAAUCCGAUGUGUUGCUCCUCCGGAACUCCUGGAUAUGUUGUUUGAAGCCGGUCUAAUAUGUCUACAUCCGGUUCGUCAUAGUCGAUAUUGUUCUGGUAUGUGUACCGAGAUGGAUGAUUCUUCUUGA
Messenger RNA from Penicillium griseofulvum, 801 nucleotides. RefSeq lists its product as uncharacterized. Bases 1 to 801 code for a protein of 266 amino acids. The record is from RefSeq and is a predicted model, not a curated record. Lineage: Eukaryota; Fungi; Ascomycota; Eurotiomycetes; Eurotiales; Aspergillaceae. The transcript has a single exon.